Molecule: messenger RNA, 186 nt
Organism: Colletotrichum graminicola M1.001
Lineage: Eukaryota; Fungi; Ascomycota; Sordariomycetes; Glomerellales; Glomerellaceae
Exons: 2
Coding region: 1-186 (61 amino acids)
Source: RefSeq, a predicted model, not a curated record
AUGGCCGGCAAGACGGGGGGGGGACUCUGUCGCCAGGCUCACUCGCCUGCUCCGCCAAUUCUGAACAACGGUCAGGCCGCCUUUCCUGUUUCUGAUGAUUCCGGUGGCCGUUGUUCCUCGUGCGGGCAGGGAUGCAGGGAUGCAGGGGGUAUGCAGGCGGUGCUUCAUCAGCAAGUGCGUUCGUAG